Messenger RNA from Neofelis nebulosa (Clouded leopard), 6416 nucleotides. RefSeq names its product atherin-like. The coding region runs from base 72 to 506 and encodes 144 amino acids. NCBI's taxonomy places the organism in Eukaryota, Metazoa, Chordata, Mammalia, Carnivora, Felidae. The transcript is spliced from 3 exons. The record is from RefSeq and is a predicted model, not a curated record.
GGGCUCAGCCCGCAGCCGGCUGGCCCCUCCCGGGCUCUCCGAGCCGCCGCCGCGCCGCCGCCAUCUCAGGAAUGAUGCGCGCAGGAGGCGACGGCCACUCCCUGCACCUUGGGCGCCGCGGGCUUCACUGCGGACAGGGCCGUGCCGCCGCCCGCAGCCCCCCGCAUCCUCCUCCUUCUCCUCCUCCGCCGCCGCCGCGCCUCUUGGCUCUGCCCCCCGCCGGGCCCGCCGCCGCCGCCGCCGCCGCCGCCGCCGCCGCCGCCGCCGCGGAGCCCCCUCCCCUCCGCCGGAGCGCGCAGCGUGGCCGCCGCCGCCAGCCCCGCCGAGGCAGCCCGCGCCGCCCGGGCCGGGCUGGGCUGGGGGGCGCCGCCGCGGGCAGCCGCGGGGCCGGGAGGCGGCCGGGAGGGAGGCAGGGCCCAGGACGCAAGGUGGCGACAAGUCGCGUUUGGCCCCAGGGGCUGUGGGGUCACCUUUUCUUCCUCCCUCCUGCUACCCCAGUCGUCUGAGGUGUGUGUUACGCAGUGGGAGAGGACGUUGGCCUGGAUCUCAAGCUACGCACGUUCUGGCCCUGCCUCUGUCAUUUCCUAGAGCUGUGGCUUCGGAUGCCAUUUCCUUAUUUCCAAACCUGAGACAGCUCGCAGGACGUCAGUGGUCUGGCAUGGUGACAGUCCAAAACCUGGCCCUAGUGCUCCUGUCACCUCUGACACUGUCACACUUCUCUCCCACCCAACCUCUGUGUGCUCAGGGAUUCGUUAUAUGCCAAGAGGGAAAGAGUUCCAGUUGCUAGUGUCCAGGAGCUUAGAGGCCAGGAAUGAAAAUAGAUGGAAGCCUGGAAAAAUAAAAAAAAAACGUGCAAAAAUAAAGCAUUUAGACUAUGAAGCGUGUUUCAAUAGAUGCGUUAUUAAAUGUUCCAGAUAGGCCCUGGACCAUUUUUGUAUGUGACUGUCAAACAGGAAGCUGGUGUGGCCGCAAGCCACAGGUGUGUUUAAAAGUGAUUAAGUCGAGGGGCGCCUGGGUGGCUCGGCCGGUUAAGCGUCUGACUUCGGCUCAGGUCAUGAUCUCACGGUCCGUGAGUUCGAGCCCCGCGUCGGGCUCUGUACUGACAGCUCGGAGCCUGGAGCCUGUUUCGGAUUCUGUGUCUCCCUCUCUCUCUGCCCCUCCCCCGUUCAUGCUCUGUCUCUCUCUGUCUCAAAAAUAAAUUUAAAAAAACGUUGAAAAAAAUUAAAAAAAAUAAAAGUGAUUAAGUCGAAAUCAGCUUUAAUGGAGUGAACGAUUUAGGAGGGGUGCUCUUCAUCACAGAACUGAGCCUGUCAAGACUUUCCCUCUGACUGCUGAGCCGGAUGUCAGUAAAUUCAACAAGACUGGCUUUAUGAGACCUAUCCCUGGCUUUCAACUCUCCCUCUCUAAGGUUGUUCCCUUGGCUCAAAUGAAGUGGUCAUUCAUACAAGGUGGAAUAUUGUCAGUAUUCAUUUCUUUCACCAACCAUUUAUCAUGUGCUUGGACAUUGGGUGUGUGCAUACGUUAUGUGGAUAUAUUGUACCGUUUGCAAAAUUUCACAUCUUUUUCCACUCUAGCUUGUCAGUAUUAAUUCCUGUGUACUCUGUUGGGCUAGGUGCUGCCCUGGGUGCGGUACGUAAGUACCCACAAGGUUCUCACAAUGUUGCAGUAGGAUGUGUCAGCAAUAUUUUACAGAUGAGAAAGUUGAGGCCCAGAGAAGCACCUUGACUAAGGUUACCCAGCCAGUACAAAAUGGAAACAGGAUUUGAACUCAGGACUGUGUGUGACCCCAAGCACUGGUGUCCCUAGCCCUGUUGAACACCACUUCCUUGUGAACGUGAACAAUGAACGGGACACAAUUCUUCCACAUCUCAUAUCCCGAAAUAAGGAAGCUAGGUAGGACUUGAGAGGCAAUCUGGUCCUCCCACUUAAUUUCACAAACGAAGAAACCGAGCUCCUGUUUCAUGGGGAAAAAAAUGAAGCCAGGGACUCCCUGCUUCAGAAUUUGCAAAGAAGAGAUCCUUGCCUCAAAUCCAGAUUUAAGAGCUUGUGUCGGAUUGUCCUUCACAUUUAACGACAGCCUCAUCUUGAUCAUCUCUUUGGGUGACGACAAAAAAUGCAUCUGUGGGAAGAGGGAUUUUAUGUGUUUUUGAUGAUGCUAUCUGUAGUUCAUUAGCUUUUACUUCCCAAGGUGUUAGCAUUUCUUACGGCGACUUAAUUUAGAUGACACAGGCCAGCACAUCUCAAACUUCAAUAUAUAUACAAAUCCCAUAGGACUCAGCAGGUGUCUAAUGGGCCUGGAGAUGCUGUCAUUCUAACAAGCUCCCAAGCAACACCGCCAGUUAACUGACCACGCUUUGGCAAGGAUGCAGGCAGGAUUUGGGGAAACCUUUCCAGCAUCUUUUCUUUCUAAGAAGCAUCUCCAGGUGUCCAGGUCACUGGUAAGUGGUGCUGUGGCCUGCUAAGAGCUAGCCAGAUAACGGGCGAAGAUCUUUGCCUGGAGUAUUCGCAAGGGCUUCUGUCUCCAUGAAUUAUUCAUGAGCCUUACCUGUAGCAACCGUAUCUUUAAGGGUGGGGUUGAAUGGAGAAGGUGCGUUUGUAUUGCAGGGAAGUAAACUGAGGAUUGCAAGUUGCAGGAGGGUUGAGACUGCUUGGUGCAGAGUUGUAUUCAUGCCACCAAGCAGAGGAUGGGUCAGGUAGUACGUGAUCACUUGAGGCUCGUGGGAAAGAGCGAGGUUGCCAGCCAUCCAUGGUUCAAGUCCCAGCUCUGCCACUAGUCAACUCUGUGGCUUUGGCCAAGUCACCACCCUCAAACUUAGUUUGCUUUUCUGCAGAGUGGGUUUGCAACCACUGUUUACCUCAUGAUGUUUUAAUGAGGGUGAAAUGACAUAAUGCAUGCACAUAACAUGUGAUACAUGGCCUUUUCAAGUAUUGGGGGCUCAGUAAGUAUUUCUGGAAUAAGAGAGAGGAUAAAACGCCUUGGAGCAUUUCAGACUUAAAUUGAACUGGAAGGGUUCUGUCUUGUGAAAUUCUCAGGGACCUGCUUUAAUGAAUCGAUAAAGAUGAUUUGUAAGUAACACAUUAGCUUUUUGCAUGUAAAUGGUGCUUAGGUGUCUGUAAACCAUUUAGGUAGAACUGUUGGUCCAAACUUAUGGGGCUUCCUGCCUUCUCCUAACUCCCCAAAUGAAAAGAAAUUUUACAUAAAGAGUCUUAAGAUGCAUUUCCUGUUAUUCUGUUAUGCAUUUGAAGACACACAGGAGUAAUAUAAAGCUGGAUUUGCGAGUUUGCGGUGUAAGUAACAUUAAUAGUUCCCCUGACGUCUUUACACAAAUCACCUACUUGGCAGACCUCGAAGGACCCCCUCUCACUUCUGCCCUAAACCAUCACAGCUUCUCAGUUAGCCAACUCGGAGUGGAAACAGCCCUCAGGGUAGCUCUGGCCUUAAUCCCGGAGACACCGGCACCCGAUGGGCUUUCUUUUCUGAAGAAGGAAUACAGGAGUUUCUCAGCUGUGUGUGUAACUCUCACAGACUUGGGAUUCUUGCUGGCUGCCCCACAGAUUAGAAAACGUACUCAGUAUCUCUCAGUUCUAAUCGCAUGCUCAUCGGUUCCUGUUUUUCUGCCCCUGAUGGUGAUGAUGAUGAUGGUGAUGUUAGCCACAAUUGCAUACUAAAUGCCACAUGCUGGGUAAAUGCUUUAAAUAGAAUUCGGUCAUGUCAUCUAAGUGGCAAAGCAAUGGGUGAUAGAAACCAUCUUCUCAGAAACAGGAAGUGAGGGUCAGAGAGGGUCAGGCUUAUCACCCAGCUGGAAGGUGGAUGAGCUGGGACUUGAACUCAAGCCCAUUCAUUCUAAAGAUGAUCCUCUUAGCCCCUCUGCUUUCCUGCCCGUGUUUCUGGUGACGUAUCUUCUUCUCAUGUUCAGCCCCAGAAAAUGAUGACUGGUACAUGUGUUCUUACUGAAUUGUGUCCCUUACGUCACAUUUUUGGGUAUCGUUAUUGCCAGGGAUUCUGGUAGCAUCCAUCCCAGCCCUGCGUCUCCACAUCUGCCCCCUCCCUGCAGUGUGGCCAGAUGGAUGUUGGCAGGGGGAUGACAGUCCGGAGCAGGUGGUGGGUCCAAGAAGGGAGUAGGUAGUCUAAAAAGAGAUGAGAGAGGGAUUUGCCGUUAAGAGGCCAUGUGUGACCACCCAUGACGCCAGUGACUGGUUUUUACUGGGAGCCAUCCUUGUUUAAGAGGAAGAUCAUGGGCAUGAGAGCUAGACAGAUCAGGGAAAGAACCCAGAUUUGCUACUUAAAAAGACUCACUGAGCCUCAGUUUCCUAAUUAAUAAAGUGGGGAUGAUGACACCAACCUGACCGCGUUGCUAAAGGAUUGGAGACAAUAGAAGCCAGAUCCUCUCAUAUGACACGUGCUCAAUAAAAGGAGGCCAUUAUUACAUUAAUAUCAUUAAAUCAGAGGGAACACUCUUGAUGAACACUUCAAACUCCUUAAUCUGAUCCAUCCAGAGAGCAUUUAUUGUUCCACUCCUGUGUCCUCAGCUGCAGCUGUAUACCUCGAAAAGGGGGUAUAGAAUUCAGAGGAUGUGAAAAUAGGUUCUGAGUCCCUGGUUCUGUGAUUUCCCACCCCUCUGGCUGUGUGUCCUUCUAGGAAGGGUCAUCGUCGACAAGUAUAUUCCUCUCAUGGCUUUCUCUCCCACCUCAUCCCUCCUUGGCAAAGAAAAGAGAUCAUAAUUUCUUUGGCUUCAGGAAUCUGGGGAGUUCAGAAAGCGGGGGUGCCAGUUCGAGAACGUAAACUUCAUGAGGACAGGUCUUUGUGUCGAGUGAUCACAACUGUGUCCCCAUCAGCUAAAAGAGAUGUGCAGUGAAUCUUUGUUAACUAAAUAAAUUAUAAAUCCUCUGAGACUCUGUUACAUGUUUCUGACAGGGGUUCUCAGCAUGGACUCUGUUGACAUUUGGACUAGAUAAUCCAUUGUUGGGGGUGAGGUGGAUGUCCUUUGCCCUCUGGGAGGCUCCACAAUUGCCCUGACUUCUACCUACUAGAUGCCAGUAGCAUCCCCCUCAAUUGUGACAGUUGGACAUGUCUCCAAAUAUUGCCACGUGUCCCCUGGGGGGAGGGGGGCACGCAACAUCACGCCCAGAUGAGUACCUUCUUUGGUCUGCAGAGUGAGGGUUUGCUGAGGGUUCUGUUGAGAGGUUUGGGUUUGUAACAUGAAUGAAAUACAAAGGUUUGUUAAAGAUACGAGAAUAUACUGUGUAUGUGAGAUAAGUAAUAGUGUGUCUUUGAUUUACCUCCGGGGCAAACAUUUAUCUUCCAGCCGGCACAAGUCUUUUUCAGAGUCACGGGGAGGAGGGGUGCAGGGCGGUCAGCUGCCAGGCCUGCAGCUCUGCCCUGAGCCACCCGCAUUGCUACUUUAAGAAACAGUAACAGUAGACGAUGCAGCUUCUGGUUCAACUUUGAACCGGCAAGUCAAGUACAGGCUGACCUGUUUACAAGGCAGUUUAUUUUAAAAUCUCAGCUUGCUUAUUACCCUUUUAAAAUUGAUUCUGUGGAUAUGACACGGUUUUGCUUGUUAAAGAUGUCCCAGGUCAGGCGUGAGGAUUAGGCAUAGUGGUGUUUUUCAGUGACCGUCGCGAUCAGAUUUGGCUCACAGAAGAAUACCUUUCCUACACUGGCCAAGCCAACCACUUUGUACCGUCAGGAAUUCCGACAACACUUGUUUCGUUACUUUGAAACCUGGAUAUUCAGAAGACACUCCGGCAGCAAGAGGAAACCUUGAAGAUCACAGAAUCCAACCUUCUCCAUUAAGAAAUUAGGAAACCGAAUUUCCAUAGAAGCUGAUAUUUUUCCUUAAAAUGCCAGUACAUCAGCAUCACGAAAUGUUAAUCAGAAGACACCUAUCACUGAGGGUGAUCCUGUUGGUUUGUGUGAGAACUUUCUCUGCUCUACUGGAAAGACUCUUCCCACAAAGCUGGGUGGCAGGGAUUCAGUGCUGUGAUGGAGGUGGAAUGGUUAGGACCGGCAGGAGUGCAGUGCAGGGGAAUGGUGGGCGCACGGGCAGGAGUGCAGUGUGAGCGGAAGCGUGGGGGCACGGGCGGGAGUGCAGUGCAGAGGGAAGGGUUGGAACACUGGCUGGAGUGCAGUGCAAGUGGAAUGGUUGGUGCACCUGCAGGAGUGCAGUGCAGGGGGAAUGUUUGGAACACUAGGAGGAGUGCAGUGCAGGGGAAAUGGGGAAUUGUUACCACAUUGGCAGGAAUGCAGUGCAGGGGGAAGGAUUGGCGCACCAGAGGUAUUGCAGUGCAGGGUGAGGGUGGGUGCCCUGGUGGGACUGCAGUGAAAGGGGAAGGGUUGGCGCACGGGCGAGAGUGCAGUACAGGCGGAAGUGUGGAUGCAUGGGUGGGAGUGCAGUGAGGGCAGAAGUGCUUUG